UCUUGGCAGAGAUACAGGCUACUCCAGAGCAGCAGCAGCCAGUGGAGAAAUGGAGAUGCAGACCUAUUAUGCCAAGCUCUUGGGGGAGCUGAAUGAACAGAGGAAGAGGGACUUCUUCUGCGACUGCAGCAUCAUUGUGGAAGGGCGCAUCUUCAAGGCCCACAGGAACAUUUUGUUUGCUAACAGCGGCUACUUCCGGGCCCUGCUCAUUCACUAUAUCCAGGACAGCGAGCAACAUAGCACUGCCUCCUUAGACAUUGUCACCUCUGAUGCCUUCUCCACCAUUUUAGAUUUCCUUUAUUCUGGGAAGUUGGAUUUGUGUGGGGAGAAUGUAAUUGAAGUUAUGUCAGCUGCCAGCUACCUGCAGAUGAAUGACGUGGUGAAUUUCUGCAAGACCUACAUCAGGUCUUCCCUUGAUAUUUGCCGAAAGAUGGAGAAGGAGGCUGCUGUGGCUGCAGCGGUGGCAGCAGCUGCAGCAGCGGCUGCAGCCCAUCACGUUGACUGUGGAAGCCCCAGUUUAGGCAAGGAGGGGACCUCUUGUGGUACCAAGAGCUUGGUCUCUUCCCCUGCCAAAGGACAAGAGAGUGUGAACUAUAGAAGAGAGUCUCCUUGUGAUGACUGUGGGGACUGCCACCCCUUGGAACUGGUGGUGAAAGAUCGACAUGGCAGUGGCUCGGCUGACAGCGACCACUCUAUUCUGUCCAAACAAGUAGAGCCCAAGGUGGAAUUCGAUGCUGCGGAGGUGGAGGUGGAGGUUGGGGAGCAGCUGCAGCCAUACACAGCCCCACUGAGCCUGGCCCAUGUGGAGGACAGCCUGCCCAGAGGCCAAGCCAUGGAGUUGGCCUAUAGUAACUAUCACGUGAAGCAGUUCCUGGAGGCUCUCUUGCACAAUGGUGCUGUCCAGAGCAAAGAUGACGCUGACCAUCACUUUUCUCGAGGUUUGGAGGGAAGACCAGAAGGUGUGGGAGUAGCCAUGAGUUCCAUGAUGGACGUUCAGACUGACUGGUAUGGAGAGGACUCAGGUGAUGUGCUGGUGGUCCCCAUCAAGCUCCACAAGUGUCCUUUCUGCCCGUACACUGCCAAACAGAAAGGCAUCCUCAAGCGCCACAUCCGCUCCCACACAGGCGAGCGGCCCUACCCUUGUGAGACCUGUGGCAAGAGGUUCACCCGACAGGAGCACCUGCGGAGCCACGCCCUGAGCGUCCACAGAUCCAAUCGUCCAAUCAUCUGCAAGGGCUGCCGAAGAACCUUCACCAGCAACUUGUCUCAGGGGCUGCGGCGCUUUGGGCUAUGUGACAGCUGCACCUGUAUCACAGACACUCACGAGGACGACAAUGAUCUGAUGCCCAUUAACCUUAGCCUGGUGGAGGCUUCAUCCGAAAGCCAGGAGAAGGGUGACACAGACAAUGACUGGCCAAUCUAUGUGGAGUCUGGUGAGGAGAAUGACCCUGCCAAAGAGGGUUCUGAUGACAGACCACAAAUUCAGUCCAACUUAUCAGACCACCAGACACUUACAUAGCAAUAAAUUGGAAGGGAAGACGUUUUAGAAUGUGUUCUGGCUCAUUCUGUGGUGAAAGCCACCAUUUGUCUGAUUUUGUGGAGCCCUAAAAGGAACAUUUUUUUCACUGUCACUAUAAUUGCUUCUUUUUUUUUUUUAUAAUUGCACUUUUGUUGGGUUUGGCUGGGUUUUGUGACUGAAAAGACCAAUGGCUUUUUAGUGUCCUACUCUUGGUUUCUGAGGGCUUUGGAGGCCACCCUUUAAUUUUGAGUGAAUCAAGGUUGGACCUGAAACUUCUUGUUUUUCCUACUAUCAUCUAACUCUGGUUAGGAAGAGAAGAAAAUCUCCAAGCUCGUUUUUCACAUUGUCUCAGUCCUCUGCAUUCCUUUGUCAUCAUCCUCUUUCUCUGAAAAGGUAGUAAGAAUACUCAAAGUUUGGGGAUCAGUCUUCCCUUUGCCAACCCUCUCCUAAUGGAUUCCACAUCAUAAUUUUCUGAUGAAGUAUGAAAGAGGAAGUUUUGUUGAUGUAAAGCAGGGCUGUCUGUCUACAUGAUAAUAAAAGUUACCCUUGAAAGCUAAGACUGUAAUUUUAAAGGCUGGGAGUACUUAUGUUAAAAUGAGCAUGGAAAUGAGCUGAAAGACUUAUUAAAGGUAGCCUAGAUUGCCCAGUUGAAUUAAAUUUUACAUUUGCCCCAGAAAGAAACCCUAUGACCCAGGAUGAGUGGUAGCCCUGUCUAGUUUGGUAUUUGUCCAUUACACACACACACACACACACACACACACACACACUGUGUUCUGAUAUACAACAAGUCAUCUUCACUAAACUCAAAAUGCUCUCCUGUUUCCCAGCCAUUUCCCAGAGACUUGCUGUAUAGCCUGGAAAUGUAGCCACCUCUUGACCUUGUUUUACUCAGUUUAUGCCCAGAACUUUAAUUGGAGGGCAAGUGUCCUCUAAAUCACUUAGCUUUUAAAAGACCUCAAAGGAAAGAGAAGGUUAAUAGAACAGGUUUUAAAACUUGUCUGCAUUUCACCCACCCUACACCCACAUAUUUUAACAAAAAAGUCUGAACUUCUCUCUCUCUUUUUUUUUUUUUUGGUCUUUUGAGACAGGGUCUCACUAUGUAGUUCAGGCUGGCCUUGAACUCACUAUGCAGCCCAGGCAGGCCUCAAACUCAUGACAAUCCUCCUGCCUCAGCCUCCCAAGUGCUGGGACUACAGGCGUACGCCACCACACCUGGCAGGGCUGAACUUCUUUAAAGGGCAGGAGAUACUUGGGAUAAAGGAUGUACUUGAAAGUACUUUCAUAAUUUUGUCAUACGUUAAAAUACCCAAAAUGGAUUUUAAAAGGAAACCUCUUGCUUUCCUGUAAUUUUACUACCGUGUGUCUCAAAAGGUAGUACAAUUGCGUGUGUGUGUGUGUGUGUGUGUGUGCCUCUUGAACAAAAACAAGCAUUGUAAAUUAGCUUGUAAGUGUUAGUCUGGUUGUUGAAGAGUUAGAAAAUUUUGGUUUUGGGUUGGGUUUUUUUGCAGCACUGUGCUCCCAGGCCCUAGAAAAGUGUUGAAUCAUACUUCUCAGUCAUAGUUGUACUUCUAGGACAGUGCUUCUCAAGCUACGGCCACGGGCAGGCACUGCUCUGUAAAUUGUGGUCUGAGACAGGAGAAUCAGAAAUUAAGCAUAAAGAAAAUUUUUUGAUACUUUUUUUUUUCUGUGGUACUGGGGAUUGAACCAUGGGGGGACUGAGAUAUAUCCCCACCCCUUUUCAUUUUUUCGUUUUGAGGUAGUCUCACUAAGUUGCCCAGCCUCGAGCUUGUGAUCUUUUCUGCCUCAGCAUUCCCAAGUCACUGGAAUUAUAGGUGUCCACCAUUGCACUCAACUUUUAAGAAACUUUGACAUUGCUGUGACAGGCAACACCUACCCAUGCGAUCAGUGGCCUCAUCUUGAACAGGGCAUGGACCAGCUCAAGGUGGCAAUUGGUGAGUGCCUUGGACAAAAGCUAGAUACCAGGCCACACAGAGAGAUCACAUAUUGUUCUGCAGAAGAUUGGAAAUCUAAAAACUGGUCUUGUCCACAGGUCAUAUUGAAAAAUAUUAUUCUAGAUCCAGAGUUAUACAUUGAAAAUGAUCAGGGACCAGGAAAAUUUUCUUAUCUGAAACGAACAUGUUAGCUGUUAUUUUUAAAAAAGAGACCAUAGCAAAAAGAAAUUUAAAUGGAUAUGUAGAUUUAUUUUGCAAAGAUUUAUUUUGUCAGUUUUGCUUUCUUAUUUAUUUCUGAUGUUUUAAAUAUGACUUUUCUACCUCACAGAUCAACUUCUCUGUCUACUGUCUCUGGUGGUGCCACGAUCCUCUUCAGUGAUCCUGUGACCUAUUCAUAUCACUGAGUAAAAAAUUUCACAUUAGAGAUUUCACUGUUAAGACAGCGAUUCUCAAUGGGGAGCGAGUUUACCCUGAAGAGGACAUUUGGGAGUGUCUGGAGAUGUCCUAAGUUGUUAUGACACAGGAUAGGGUGCUGCCAGCAUCUAGUGGGUAGAAGCUAGGGGGUCCUUCUAAACAUCCUAUAAUGCAUAGGACAGGCUCAUACAACGAAGAGUUGUCCAGUUCAAAAUGUCAGAAAGCCCACUAUAAAACAAAGUUGGAUUUUUCCCUGUUUGUUUAUUUCUUUAAGGUCUCACUAUGUAGUUCAGGCUGGCCUUGAACUCACUAUAUAGCCCAG
Heterocephalus glaber (naked mole-rat) is the source of this 4207-nucleotide messenger RNA. RefSeq names its product zinc finger and BTB domain containing 8B (gene Zbtb8b). NCBI's taxonomy places the organism in Eukaryota, Metazoa, Chordata, Mammalia, Rodentia, Bathyergidae. Gene Ontology annotation, molecular function: protein binding; DNA-binding transcription factor activity, RNA polymerase II-specific; RNA polymerase II cis-regulatory region sequence-specific DNA binding. The record is from RefSeq and is a predicted model, not a curated record. Gene Ontology annotation, biological process: regulation of transcription by RNA polymerase II.